AUGUUCGAAGUAUUAGAAGAGGGAACAGACAACCAACAUGAAGAAGAAAUUUCAGCUGAUUCUAUAGAAACGACGGGACUCGUAGCUCAUGUGGACCUUUUCGCGGUCAGCCCACCGCCUGGAAUGACUUUUGAACCCCUGGAUGAUUCCAUGCAAACACCUUCGGAUGACUGUGAAAAAGGUUCCUGUGAUCAAGGUAGUAGUAGCCAGGAAGACCGAAGCGACGAGACUUCACUUGUCGUGGACGAGAACUCGGUUUUAACAUCGGCCGUUUUCGGUUCAUCAUUUGUUAAUGCGGUUAAGAUCCACGAUUUGAAUGGAGAAAUAGUCAUUCUUUUCGUUUUCGCGGACUUGUCCGUGAAAAUAGAGGGACACUUUGUGUAUCGCUAUCGGUGCUUUAAUUUGUCCAGUCGCGUUGCUGGCUCGGAUGAUAUCCCAAUCAUGGCAGAAUUACGCAGCGGAAUAUUCAUUAUCUAUUCGACGAAAGAAUUUCCUGGACUUCAGGCGUCCACAGAGCUCACCAAGCAUCUGGGCCGGUGGGGAGUACGGGUAAACUUACGGGAGCAUAGUCGAGGCAAAAGGAAUAAACAAGGUGAAGAAGAUGGUGAAGAAGAUGAGAUUUCUAACGGCGGAGGGGAGAUGAUUGUGGACGAAGAGCAUGGCCUGCAAUUUUACAGCAGACACUUCUUGGCUCAACAAAGGCAGAUUGUGUUCGGGCCUCCAGCAUCUCAUCAGGGAGGAGGGGGUUAUGAACAUGGACCGUAG
Messenger RNA from Rhizoctonia solani, 765 nucleotides. RefSeq names its product velvet factor. The record is from RefSeq and is a predicted model, not a curated record. Bases 1 to 765 code for a protein of 254 amino acids. NCBI's taxonomy places the organism in Eukaryota, Fungi, Basidiomycota, Agaricomycetes, Cantharellales, Ceratobasidiaceae. The transcript is spliced from 8 exons.